Molecule: messenger RNA, 5417 nt
Organism: Harpegnathos saltator (Jerdon's jumping ant)
Lineage: Eukaryota; Metazoa; Arthropoda; Insecta; Hymenoptera; Formicidae
Gene: Mekk1
Product: mitogen-activated protein kinase kinase kinase 4
Exons: 19
Coding region: 147-4322 (1391 amino acids)
Biological process (GO): protein phosphorylation; MAPK cascade
Molecular function (GO): protein kinase activity; ATP binding
Source: RefSeq, a predicted model, not a curated record
ACUGCUGUACGUAUGGUUGGAGCGAGCGAGGAGUGGGAAAAAAUCUCUCUAUUCGUUAUCAACUAUUCGUUAACAAGAAGAGAGUGACGACGACGACGACAACGACGACAACGUCGUGCGCGCUUCUCGGAUAGAUAGAUGUGAGAAUGUCGGAUUGCGAUGCGCCGAAUCACGCUACGACGAUCACCGGCUACGACUUCAUCGACGAUGAGGAUGCCGGUCACGUCAGUAAAAUGGGUUCAUCCAACCCGGCUAACGAGUUCGAGGAAUCAUUGGAAGCAAUGUCUGAUAUUUACGGACAAACGCCACCAAGAACUCGUCAUAGUCGCAAGAAAAGGUAUAUGAAGCAGAAGCUGACAGGCAGUGAUAUUAAGUUAGUAGAGAAAGAAACUCGACCGAGGGUGACUAUCCGUAGGCGUAACACUCUGGAUACUAUCAUUUUUAAUGAGAUGUGUGAUAAAGCUGACAAAGAUCUUGACAAUGAAGCAAAGGAUGAUGCGAAAGAAGGUAGUAGAAAAUGUAAGAGAAGUCUAAAAUUAUUACGUGGCAAUGAAAGAGACUUAAAACUAGAUGUGGAGGCUGCCUAUAACUAUGCCGACAAGCAUGAGCAUAUGACAGUAUCAACUCCGAAUCAAAUCAAGAUUGAGACUAGAAAUAGAUUUCGUAGCCUGAGAUCCAAGCCUGUAGAUGUGGAGGAAAAGAGAUUGGAGCAGGAGGUUUAUGAACAUAGUAUGGUAAUAAAUGAGGAGAACUUUAGUAUGCAAUCACCAAGAGCACAGAGUCUCAAGGAAAGACAGAUAUUUCACGACACUUUCUCCUUCUUAAUUAAAUUGGGAAGCACAGAACGGAAUUGUCGUCGUCAGAUGAGCCACGAGGAAACUAGAUGGCAGAAUGAAUUGAAGGAUCUGAUAUGGUUGGAAUUGCAGGCACAUCACGCUGAUCGCAGUCCUAUGGCACAGGAUGAAUAUUUGUGUCGUCAACGCGAGGCGGUAGAAGGUCUGCUUACGGAAAUAAUGGAGUAUAGAUAUGAUCCCAUCGCGGAAAUGCACGAGGUAGGCUUGAGUUGUAUCAGCCCCGGUGAUGUAGCGACCGAUCGACUGACAAAUCUCGGUUCGAGUCCAAACAUUGAGCUAGGCGUAUGCCCAGGUUGCCUCUCCAUGUUCUGCCGUGCAUGUGCGCGUGCACAGAGUGAGGCGUUGCAACAGGUGGAAGGUUUAUUGGGUCGCUUGGAAGCUGCCGAGGCCUUGUAUCCAUCGUCUCAGGCGUUCGCUGCUAAUUAUCCGUUAUACAAGAGCGCCGAAUUCACCGACAGGGUGAAAGCUAUGUGUCUUUGGUACAAUAUGACGAAACACCAUCGGCUCAAAUUACAGAUACUGGGUAGACUACUCAUGAUGCUGCACAGCAAGAAGAAACAGGAAGAAGUUAACGAUUCUGGCAUCAGUUCGCGAUCUUCAGAUACCGUCGACUCUACUGAACAACGACAAUCCACAGUUCGAUUUGAAGUACCUCAACAGGACGAAAAUUCUAGUCCUUCCGACAGCAAUAAUAGCAAUAACUCUUCAAUCGGGGGUUUAUCAUUUGUACAGUCAUUGCCCGCUACUCCCGAAACCUCGUACUCGUAUAUCGAGGACGAACGAAUCGAGCGUCUCGAUUUUUAUUUAGUUGAAUUCGAUCGACACGCUUACAGGAAGUAUGUUGAAGAUGUUCUGAAGACGAGAGGUCUCAGGAAAAGUCUGAACUUCUUAGAACGAUUGCAUACAUCUGUCUUGCGAAAGGCAAGAUUGACUUUAGAGAAAAAUGACUGUGACAACACAUGUGAUAAUAGCGCGAGUGAAGAGUACGAAGGUGACAAAGAGUUACGACGCUAUGGCGUUUGGAGCUCCGAGGCAAGGGAACUGAAUUUACCGUCGUACAGCGUGUACUCAACCAAAAGAAGGAAGGGGGAAAAAGAAGAAAGGGCAGCUUUCGUAUUUCUUUCGCGUGUACCAUUAGACGUGGUUCAUGAAUUUCUGAGAAUGAGGUUGGAGCAGAAGCCAGUGCAACCGAGUCCAUUGUCGGUUCGACAACUCAUGCGAGAGCUUCGCGAAGGUCUCAGGAUCGCUUGUAUCCAUCGAGACAGGUUUGCAGCGCAUUCUCGUGCUGCUAUUGCCAGCGAUGAGACCAGUUGUGAGAGUUUGUUCGAGCAGGACGUUAAGUACUUUGACCAGAGUUUGAGAGCCGUGUUCGAGGUGUAUUUGGAUUAUUUGCGGCAGUGGGUAGACAUGGUACAGCACGACAGCUUUCACAAGAAUUUGAUUAUGGAUGAAUGGUUGUUCGUCAAGUCUAUCGCUGGUAACAUAAGCGAUGGAUUUAAGAUUGCCGGUGUGAAAUUCUGUGAAAUCGCGCAGAUGAUGAUCAAGCAAGUCAACGAAUUUCUCGUGGAUCGUCCUCGCGAGAUUCGGGAAAAUGCUGAAGAGAAGGAUGACGAGUUGUCAUGCAAUGAAACGUGGUUCAGAUUUCAUCUGAUGUUUGUGGGCCGUGAAUGGCAGGGGAUGUUCGUGGAGGCCCGCGAAAAGGUCGUGAAGAGCAUCAACUUAGCCAAAUGUGUGGAACGCGACAUGGAGAAAUGGCCAGCCCUCGACCAGGAGUUGCAAGAAUCGUUGACCUCAUUGAAGGAUACGGCUUUGGGCCUGAGGCAUCGUAUAUUAGUGGUAGUCGAGGAUUUCCAGCAGGAGGCCGACGAGGUGGAGCAGUCGUACACCGAGGCAGACCAGUCGGCGGCUAUACGAUCGAGAAUCCGCGAGAAUCUCCAUCAGGCUUACAGAAUGGGUUUCGAUUAUCACAAAGAGAUGUGCAUGCUAUUCGCGUUGGAGGAAAAGGCUGUCUUAGCGCGGGGUUUGGUAUCGUUCGCGCUUCUUUGGAUGGAAUUUGUGAGGACGCGAUGCGAGCGUGGCCGCGGCUUGAGACCUAGAUGGGCGAAUCAAGGUCUAGAGUUUCUAAUCAUAGUAUGUGAACCACACUACACGAAACAUCUCACCGAUCAGGAGUUUGAGAAACUGAAAACUUGUAUGGAUCGCUGCAUAUCUCAUGUGGUGGGGACAGUGUCGGUCGCGGCAUCCAUGCCGGAGACGGAAGGAAUUAUUUCGAAAAGACUACCCCGAUCGAGAGCCUCGUCACCGUCUCACGGUCGCAGUAGAACCGCAAGUUUCAGUCUUUCUCCAAAGCCGCGGGAUAUUCUAAGAUCGCCCGAAAUAUUAAUUAAUGCGAAGAAGAGCGGUUCGCCUAGUGUGGUGGAUGGAAAUCUCACAGUGAUGAUAAACACGCCCGAGCGAGGUAUGUUGAGGCACGAAAGAGUUGUUCGCGCCACCAGGAAAGUGGAAAACGAGCUGGACGAAAGAUUGCGGAGUCGAGAACUCAUCGGGCAAAUCAUUGAUAGAAAAACAGUGGACAGAGUUCGUAUUAAGGCGAGAAGAGUUACGUUCACGUGGCAACGUGGUAUUAAAAUAGGCCAGGGAAGAUUCGGCAAAGUAUAUACUGUGGUCAAUAACCAAACUGGUGAAUUACUGGCCAUGAAGGAAGUGCAGCUGCAACCUGGCGAUCACAGAGCGAUCAGACGCGUUGCCGAGGAAUUGCAAAUAUUCGAGGGAAUCCAGCAUCAACAUUUAGUGCGAUAUUACGGGCUAGAAAUUCACCGUGAGGAGAUGUUAAUUUUUAUGGAAUUUUGCGCGGAGGGUACACUGGAGAGCUUGGUGGUGGGUAGCGGCAAUGGAUUGCCAGAACCUUCGGUGAGGAAGUACACUCAUCAACUUCUCAAGGCUGUGGCAGCACUGCACUUUCAUGGAAUAGUUCAUCGAGAUAUCAAAACCGCGAACAUUUUUCUAACGGACGAAGGCAAUUGUCUGAAACUCGGUGAUUUCGGUAGUGCGGUACAAAUCAAAGCGCACACAACGAUGCCUGGUGAGCUUCAGGGCUUCGUUGGUACUCAAGCAUACAUGGCGCCAGAAGUAUUCAUGAAGUCCGAAGGCACUGGACACGGCAGAGCUGCCGACAUCUGGUCGGUAGGUUGUUGUAUCGUCGAGAUGGCGAGCGGCCGACGACCAUGGUCGGAUUACGAUUCGAAUUAUCAAAUUAUGUUUAAAGUCGGAAUGGGAGAGUCACCGGCACUUCCGAAGAAUCUUUCCGCGGAAGGUACGGAUCUCGUGAAAAAAUGUCUCCAGCAUGACCCGAAGAAAAGGGCGACCGCGAAUACUCUCCUGGCGCAUUCCUUCGCGCAAGCUUAUGAGGACGUUAAUGCUGAUUUUAACGAUGCCGCGAUAUUGAAAGUCGUACGGGAGAAUGUGUGAGUACAAUCCACAAAAUUUCAUCUCUUAAAUUAACGUAAACGUUCUGCUCUCUGGCGCGCGCAUACGUUUCUUGUUUACUUAUCUUUGCUGCGGAGAAGAGGAUUGUCUUUGUUACGGACUUGUGCGGAAUUGCGCUUAAUGGGCCGUCGUACUUUAGGACUCUCCUUAGAAUUGUGCUCCACACAUAGUGUAUCGUGGUCGUAUUACAUUGAGACGCUGGUUGCUCUUUCGUUCUUUCAAGUGAUUUAAUUAUCAGUGAAUGUUUUCCUUCGUUUCGACAACACUUGGUGUUCACAGCGAACUACACGGAGGAACGAGAAAUGUCUCAGGACAUUUUAGUCAUUGACGGAUUCAGUCAGUGCAUAUUCAGUGUAGUGCAUAAUUAUAUUGUGAUUGUUUUGUUUACGGUGUAAUUAUAUAUAUAUAGGUCGUCCCAGAAAAACGUGCCCUCGUAAUCGCAAUUGUUAGAUACCAAAGAAAUUGUGAAGGCCUCAUUUUCUUUCUUUGGUCAUGAAAAAUUGCGAGUUUCGGACAUUGCAUACCUAUAUGCAGUAUGUGAUUCUAAGGUAGACGUUACACUUUAUGCGAACACGUUAUGAUAGGAUUAGAUAGGGCCUACAUAUGUUAAAGGAGCGUGAGCGUGAUUUUAGUGAAGGACGAUUAGUUUAUCAUAGAUAGUCGCACGUACAGUCGAGCUCGGUCGCAAAUUUAAUCGAUUGACGGACAUUUAUAAGGAACAUCAAAAGGAUAAUUGUCUUUAAGUACACAAGAGUGUAACGAGUGUACGAGGUGAAAAUAUUUACAAUUUGCCAAUAUGUGCAUUUGAUUUAAACGAAUCUACAAAUAUAAUAUGUAAUUUUGUACAUAAAGUUGAUAUAUAAGAAUAUUCAUUUAAAUUGGAGAUAAAUCGGUGAAAGAAGAAUAAUUCGCAGCAUGAUGAGAAUAGAUUAGCUCUACUCUACUUGAAAUAAUUUAUGAGCCGCGGCAUGUGCUGUGUAUUCCUUAUAAAUGUAUGACUAGUGUGCAGGAACAUUCCGAGAAUCGUAUUCGCACUUCAAACUUAAUAUCGAACAUGGCUGUCCGGUGCUCGUAUCA